Messenger RNA from Phytophthora nicotianae INRA-310, 459 nucleotides. RefSeq lists its product as hypothetical. Gene Ontology annotation, biological process: protein phosphorylation. NCBI's taxonomy places the organism in Eukaryota, Oomycota, Peronosporomycetes, Peronosporales, Peronosporaceae. The record is from RefSeq and is a predicted model, not a curated record. Bases 1 to 459 code for a protein of 152 amino acids. The transcript has a single exon. Gene Ontology annotation, molecular function: protein kinase activity; ATP binding.
AUGCUGACUGAUUUUGGAUUGAGCUAUAUUUCGGAUGAGUCGAGACCGAGUGGUGGUGUCAAGGGAGCUGUGCGUUGGAAAGCACCUGAAUGUCUACGUGCCAAAAACCCCAGCGAACCAACCAAAGAGGCAGAUGUGUACUCAUUUGGAAUGUGUGUGAUUGAGGCGGUGACAGACAGAUAUCCGUGGGGCAACUUGCUAGAUUCGGCAGUCAUGCAUCACUUACAGAAGGAAACGUUUCUAAAGCAACCCCCGCAGUUUUCUGAGGCACAGUGGGUGUUUGUAAAGUCCCUGUGUGCUUUUGAUCCACUACGACGUUUGACUAUGGACGCUGCAGUGAAAGAGGUGAAGAACUUCGCGCGCCAAGAAAAGAAGAAAGUCGGGCAUGAGACACCUUUUACCUUCGAACCACAACCAGAGUCGGAAUUGGAGGACAGCGAUGAUUCAGAAUCAGAUUAA